UGUGUGCCUAAGGCGUCGCCCCAGACCGACAGUGCUGAGAAAACCUUGUUUGGAUUGGAUCCUUCCUGGACUCACUCCAGCAGCUUGUUAAAACAUGGUGGAUUACUAUGAGGUUCUAGGCGUGCAGAGACAUGCCUCAGCCGAGGAUAUUAAAAAGGCGUACCGGAAACUGGCACUGAAGUGGCACCCAGAUAAAAACCCGGAGAAUAAAGAAGAGGCAGAGAGAAAGUUCAAACAAGUAGCUGAGGCGUAUGAGGUGUUAUCAGAUGCCAAAAAACGGGACAUCUACGACAGAUACGGCAAAGAAGGGUUAAAUGGAGGUGGAGGAGGGAUUCAUUUCGACAAUCCGUUUGACUUCGGCUUCACAUUCCGUAACCCAGAUGACGUCUUCAGGGAAUUUUUUGGUGGAAGGGACCCGUUUUCAUUUGACUUCUUUGACCCAUUCGAGGAAUUUUUUGGCAGUCGAAGAGGCCCCCGUGGAAGCAGGAACCGGAGCACAGGGUCGUUUUUCUCCGCCUUCAGUGGAUUUCCGUCUUUCGGAGGAGGGUUUCCGGCUUUUGAUUCAGGAUUUACUUCCUUCGCAUCACCAGGUCACGGGGGCCUCACUUCAUUCUCCUCCGCGGCAUUCGGUGGUAGUGGGAUGGGCAACUUCAAGUCUAUAUCGACUUCUACUAAAAUGGUCAACGGCAGAAAAAUCACUACAAAGAGAAUUGUGGAGAACGGUGAAGAGAGAGUAGAAGUUGAAGAGAACGGCCAGUUAAAGUCCUUAACGAUAAAUGGUGUGGCCGACGAGAACGCGCUCCUGGAGGAGUGCCGGCGCAGAGGCCAGAGCGCGCUGCCCUCCCAGCCCGCCAGCACCAGCGGCCCGUCGCUGAGGUCUCACAGGCCGGCCUCCCUGCCCAAACCCGAGUCUCAGCACAUGCGUGAAGAGGAGGACGAGCCAAGCAGACAGCAGGCUACCAGCAGCCCCUGGGACCCCUCCGUGCUCUCUGCAGGUGUGCAAAGGGAAACCAAAGCGGAGCUUCCCUGCGGGGACGCUGCCCCUCCCUCCCGAGACCAGAGAGGACCGAAAUCGCUCCUGUGCUGUUGUGUCCUGACCUGAGCGCGGUGGGGCUGGGCGGGGGGCGCGCCAGCGGCUGCUCAGAGCGCAGCGGUGGGAGGAGGCCUCUUGCUCUCAGCUCCCCUCCUGUGAGAUUCCCCCAAUUAAAACGGGGUGCCCGUCUUCCACAAUGCUAUGGAGUGUGUUGUCUUGGGCAGAGGAUGACAGGUGCUGCUUUUACCUUAAAUGUCCCUUUUUGUCACUUUGCACUUAGUGCUUGAGCUCGAGCCGCUCACGCAACCUGCGGCACCCCACGGCCUUGGUGCUGGGAUGUCUUGCAUUUGCUUCCUCACCCUGUUCCUCCCCCUGCGCUUGGUUACAGAGAGCAGAGUACCCGGCUGGCCCUCCUGUCACCCUGCCUCCCCGGGGGAGCAUCUCGGGCCCGCCCUGGACGCACUGGGCGUUCACGACCUGUGUCCCCAGAGCCCGGCUCUGCCUUCCUCCAGCUUCUCGGCUUGUAAUCUCUCGCAGAGCCCCAGUGAGGCUUUGAAGCGAGCUCCCGUAGAAGGUCCCGGGUUAUUUCCGAGGAGACAGCUGUUCGGUGGCUUUGACCUGUGUUCUGAAGUCCCGGGUCAGGGGGUUUGAGUUCUUCGUCAGUGUGAUGCAUCUGUGCCCAUCUUAGUUGUCACCACGGGGAGCAGCACGGUGACCGUUGUGUGCUGUGUGGUAGGGGAAGACACGCGUCCUCGGUCCCCUGUGUUAGGGUGACGUGACGGUGCGUGCGAGGCUCAGUGUGGGCCUCCGCAGAACACACCGUCGCGGCUGUCCCCUUCCUGCCCCAGAACUUUCUGUCGGACAGGUGGCCCCUCGCAGCCCCUCCUGGUCCUCCUCAGGGUUUUGUGGAGGACGGAAGGAAGGUGCCCCUGCCUGACCAUGGGUGUCCUGGGGCUUCGGACCGCAGCGGCGUGUACGCGGGGCUGGGGCCACGUGGCUCCCAGUCCGCCCAGGACGGCACUAGCACAAGCCGGUUGUCCCUCGGGAGACGUUAGCCUUUUCCUGCGCCAUUGAGUGACAGAUGGAGGGAGUCGGGAGGGCCGCGUGAAUUCAGAAAGAGCUCAUUCUGCCGCGAAUGGGCGUGUGGACAUUUUCCUGGAUCGAUUGUCCGCUCCUGGUACCGCGCAGCCUUUGGGCGGGGCAGGCUUGCCGAUCCUGCCUGAACGAGUCGCUGCUAGGACGGGGUUUAGGGAGUCCUGUCUGUCUGGUUGGAAGGACGCCAUAAGCCGGGCCCCGUCCCCAAGAAUAAGGAGUGCGGAGAUGGGCCCCCUGGCGGUCUAACUCGCCACCCAGCCAGGCUCCCGCGGCAGGACGGGGGCUGUGCUGCCACCGCAGAGCCGGCCCAAGCGGCAUCCCCUGAGUUGAGAGCGAGGCCCUUGCAGCCCGGCGAGACUGCUUGUUUGCCCUAGCACGAGUGCGGAAGGAACGAGCCUGCUGGAGAGUCCUGGGCUCACGGGUUUUUGAUUCUUCUCCCUGAAAUCUCAUGGUUUUGUCGGUUGGUACCAUCAGGCCCCCUCUAAGCACUGAUUUGACCCUGGCACAAGUCUCAGACCCGAGAGGCCAGGGACGGACUCCCAUCGUGUCCAGUCCCUUCUCCUUGGCUGUGGAGAGACCUGGGGGCUUGCCUUGUACUCCCAGACUGCAACCCCUCCCUGGUGGGGUGGCGGCAGCCAGAGCACCUUCCGGGGGUGGGGGGGUGGCUUCUGAUGCUGUUGAAUCAUCGUGAGUAAUGGGGUCUUGAAAAG
Molecule: messenger RNA, 2838 nt
Organism: Enhydra lutris kenyoni (northern sea otter)
Lineage: Eukaryota; Metazoa; Chordata; Mammalia; Carnivora; Mustelidae
Product: DnaJ heat shock protein family (Hsp40) member B6
Exons: 9
Coding region: 95-1102 (335 amino acids)
Biological process (GO): positive regulation of proteasomal ubiquitin-dependent protein catabolic process; protein refolding
Cellular component (GO): cytosol; endoplasmic reticulum membrane
Molecular function (GO): ATPase activator activity; Hsp70 protein binding
Source: RefSeq, a predicted model, not a curated record